Molecule: messenger RNA, 2355 nt
Organism: Papilio polytes (common Mormon)
Lineage: Eukaryota; Metazoa; Arthropoda; Insecta; Lepidoptera; Papilionidae
Product: G-protein coupled receptor moody
Exons: 4
Coding region: 659-1990 (443 amino acids)
Biological process (GO): G protein-coupled receptor signaling pathway
Cellular component (GO): membrane
Molecular function (GO): G protein-coupled receptor activity
Source: RefSeq, a predicted model, not a curated record
GUCGUGUACGAUUACUGACUUCUAAUUUUACGCGGCAUCGCGUAAAUAACAUCGAUUCGAAAUAUAAUACUCUAACUUUAAUCAAACAUUAUUAUACUCAAGUCUAAAUGUGUUUAAUGAUUUAUUUCAGUGACUUUAUUCGACUUACUAUUAUUUAGAGAUAAAUUUUGAAUUAUCAUUCUCUGGCUUUGACGUGGUUUAUAAACACAGUGAUUGUAGAAACACACGAGCACGUAAUUCUUACUUUUGUUAACACGCAGUGUUUGAAAAACAAUUAGAGUUUGAAACGUAGGUGAGGAGUGAGUUUGUUUUGACUGGCGGCAUCCUGCGGCCAGCGGCCGGAAGUUGUGCACGAAUAAGGAACGCAUCGAAAUAGCAACUUCAUAUUCAGCGAAACGGUCACGCAUGCGACACGGAUGGAGCCGAGGUCCAACUGAUAGUCGACACUUCCUGACCAGCUGUGACCCGACGCGGCCGCUCAUCGGCAAAAUGCCUUAUCACAGACACUAUUACCAGCCUCUUAUUGAUAGAGUCGUACUGGGAGAUUUAUCAGUCGUCAACGCAACCCGAACGCGUGCCCACAUAAACGAAGUCAUUAUGUAAAAUAUUAUCAUGGAACAAACAUUCAGAAUUAAAAUUGUGACCGGUUGGUGUUAAAAUGGGUGAUUUGUUACCGAGUAUACCAAAGAGUACGUUGUCGAGUGAAGUAGACGGGUACAACUGGAGUGUUGUGGGAUUGGAUGACUAUAAAUCUGAUGCGGAAUUGGCUGCAGUAGAACUAUUCAAAGAUUAUCCCGAGGGAUUGUUACGGUUUGCGUCGGUUUGCUGCGUGCUGUUCAUGCUGGUCGGGAUACCCGGCAAUCUUAUUACUAUUAUUGCGUUGGCAAGAUGUAAAAAGGUUCGUAAUGCGACAGCGGUGUUUAUAAUGAACCUGUCCUGUUCCGAUCUCUUGUUCUGUUGCUUCAACUUACCGCUCGCCGCGUCCACAUUCUGGCAGCGGUCAUGGGCGCACGGCCGCACGCUCUGCAGAAUGUUCCCGCUGGCAAGAUACGCUCUGGUUGCUGUGUCCCUCUUUACUGUGCUGGCUAUCACAAUAAACAGAUACGUUAUGAUAUCACAUCCGAGAUUGUACCCCAAGCUCUACAAGCGCCAAUACUUAGCAGUAAUGGUCGCCAGCACAUGGAUAUUCUCGUUUGGAGCUCUAAUAGCGACAUGGCUUGAAAAAUGGGGUCGCUUUGGACUUGAUCAAUCCAUCGGUUCCUGUUCCAUUUUACCGGACAGCAGUCACAGAUCUCCGAAAGAAUUUCUAUUCGUCGGCGCGUUCAUGCUUCCCUGUCUGGCGAUAGUCAUCUGUUACGCGAGAAUUUUUUGUAUCGUCAGAGAAGCUGCUAAAAGAUCAAGAGCGCCGGCAAGAGGAAGACCUAGAGCUGUACCUGGUCUCGAAGAUUCCGCUAUGGGAUCCGCGUCGACAGCAUUAGAACGUUCUCCCGGGCCAGAAAAUGGUGUUAACCACACCGCUGUACCACCGCGAAGGGCUUUAUUGGCACCGCCUGCUUUACAUUGUCCCCCUACUCCAGGCCCGGAACGAUCAUCAUCCUCAGGUGUAGAUACUCUCGAUGGACAUGAUGAAGAAUGUGUCCUAGAUGGGAAACCGCGAACACCGAGCGGCGGGGAGACGGCUAAGCGACUGCGACUGGCAGCCGUAGCUCUAAGGCGGUCACCUGCGCCAGUGAGGCCACCUCGAUUAACUCCCAAAGACAGGAAACUUCUGAAGAUGAUAAUGGCGAUCAUGCUGUCCUUUUGGGUGUGUUACUUACCCAUAACUUUGACGAAGUUAUUCCGUGAGUUUACUUCACACCCUGCGGCUAACAUCGCUGGGUAUUUGCUGAUAUAUUUAACCACUUGUAUCAAUCCUAUCAUCUACGUGGUGAUGUCGAGCGAGUACCGGCAAGCGUACAAGAACUUGCUCAUGUGUCGUAGAAAGGCGUGACGAUCGCCCGGCGAAGGCGUCUCCGAGAAACGCCCGCCGUGACUAGUCGUGACUCACUGAACAAAUCUGUGCGUAACAAUGAUAAAGCAUUACCAAGAUUCGUUUUGUGUAAACUUAGUGAAUAGACAUCGAACAUUGUAAUGUGCGUGGUGUAGCAGUGACAUCGAUCUGAAUUUUAUUGCAUUUAUUUCCUAAAUUAAGUUAAAAUGUAAGCGUGCCGUCCGUGUGUUAAAUGAAUGAAGCGUGUAAUUGUGUCAAACGAAACAAAUUUUAUAUCAAUAAUAGUCAUUGUUAGAUUUAAUCGUGGUAGGUUUUGUUUCGAUAAUAGUUGUAUUUUAAACAAAAAAUAUGUUAGUAUUUAAAUA